Dufourea novaeangliae is the source of this 1455-nucleotide messenger RNA. RefSeq names its product jerky protein homolog-like. Gene Ontology annotation, cellular component: nucleus. The transcript has a single exon. The record is from RefSeq and is a predicted model, not a curated record. Lineage: Eukaryota; Metazoa; Arthropoda; Insecta; Hymenoptera; Halictidae. Gene Ontology annotation, molecular function: DNA binding. Bases 1 to 1455 code for a protein of 484 amino acids.
AUGGAAAGCAAUAAUAAGUUAAGAAGAGCUCCACUCUCAAUGAAGCAGAGACUUGAAAUUGUGCAGCAUCUGGAAAGUGGCGUGUCCAUCAGUACACUUGCUGCUGAAUAUGAUGUUGCUCCUGUCACAGUCCGCCGCAUUAAGCGAAAUGCAGUGACAGUUAGUCAGUUCACCGACCAAGGUUUUGACAAGGGACAUAGAAAAACUCUACGAAGGCCAGUAAAUGAAGAACUGGAUAAUCGAUUAUACACAUGGUUUGUAGAACGCAAAACCCUUAGCGAGCCAAUCACAGACUUGUUGAUGGUAGAAAAAGCAGCAGAACUGAAUAGAGAAAUUGGAGGGCCAUCAGGUUUUAAAGCAAGUAGAGGCUGGCUGUGGAGAUUCAAAAAUCGCCACGGCAUUCGAUUAUUUGUUCAAAAUGAUGACACAAGUACAGUAGCUGCCCAACAAUUUGUAGAAACUUUUGUUCGGCACUUAGAAGAAGAAGAUAUUGAUAAAGAAAAUGUUUAUAAUAUGAAUGCAACCAGUCUUUCAUGGAAGACUCUUUCUAAGAAAAUUUUUGAUCAUAGUGGGGAGAAAAGAAUUGAAGAAAAAAAUAUGAAUAAGGAUCGGGUAACUAUAGGCUUGUGUGCUAAUGUAACAGGAAGUCAUAAGCUUGUACCUUUGUUUAUUAACAGAUUUGAGAAUCCAAGGGUCUUGAAAUAUUGGAAACAUCGGCUGCCUGUGAUCUAUAAAGCCCAGCAACAAGCCUUUAUGGAUCAAACUGUUUUUGCUGACUGGUAUCAGAACUACUUUAAGCCAGAUGUGAUGAAAUAUCAAUUGCAUAAUGGUACUUGUGGGAAAGUUGUUCUUCUUUUAGAUAACUCCCGUGAAUACAAUAUACAAUAUCUGGAAGAAUUGCAGGGGGAUGAACGUUUCCAAAUUGUAUUUUUGCCUCCAAAUACCAGCCACCUGCUGCAGCCCAUAGACCAAGUGCUUGAGAAAACGAAAAAGGCCUAUCGUCACAAGAUGUUGAACAGAGCAAUGAGUUAUCCCGAUGGAAUACAAGAAUUUUAUUCUAAUUACGACCUUAAAGAUUGUAUUCAUUUAUUGUAUGAGGCAUGGUUAGAAAUGAGUGUCUUAGACAUUCAAAAUUCGUGGAAGAAUCUGAUUAAACAAGUCGCUGAAGGAGAACCAGAGAAUCUGUUUGAGUCCACCCUAGAGAUUAUAGACAUUGAGGAGCAAGAAGAAAGAACUACAGAUUUUUUAUCAAAGUGUAUUGAAACCAAAAACCAUUUCCUUGAGAAAACUGAAAGUUUCUCCAAUGGUGAUAAUCAAUCAUCGUUGUUAGGUACAUUAUCCGACAAGGGUGAAAUCAUAAAAGCUCUAAAAACUCUAAUGAUCUGGUCAAAAGAGGAAUCUGAGAUUAUUAAGUUGAACGUAAAGUAUUUAAAAGAUUAUUAUGAACUUCGGUGA